GCUUUUAGUGCCAUAAAAGUGGAGCCGAUAUCAAAGGUGUGAAGCAUUCCACACAAUUCUCUGGACACAAGUAAAUACUCAUGAAGAACUAUCACCUGCAAGCGAUUAUUGUGCUAUUGCUGCGUCUGGCGAGAGUCAGAGGCGACUCUGAAAGCGAGAUUGAAGCGCUCUGCGGCACUGCCUCAACAUGGACAAUUAUGCCGAAUAAGCAGCAUUGCGAUAGGUUCUAUGUAUGCACGGGCAUGGAAGCCAAGAGCUAUCAGGAAUUUCAGUGUCCGGUGGAAUACCAUUUCAACAGCCAGGAGCAACGUUGCGUAAGAGGCCCAUGCUCCACCCGCUGCAACACGACUGGUGUUCACCGCUUGGAGGGCGAUUGUACGCGCUUCAAGCGUUGCUCGAGCCAGGGCGAACUCUCAGUUAUGAAGUGCUCCUAUGGCUUCUACUUCGAUGCCAGCCGCAAAGCCUGUCUGCCGGUAAACAUAACGCCAGCUCAUCAGUGCAGCUGCAUAUUGCCAGAGCACUCAAUGCUGGCCAACUCGAACGACUGCCGGAGCUAUUAUACUUGUGUCGGCGGGCAGGCCGUGUUGCAGCAGUGUCCUCAAAAUUAUUAUUAUGAGGCUAGCGUUAACAGUUGCCUGCUGGAUAUGAGAGGUGAAUGUCAGCCAGCUAUUCAGCUGGUCGAGGUGCCCAUGCAGGAGUGCCAAAAAGAAGGCAGUCGACUGGUGCCGCACUCGGAGGACUGCAGCCGAUACUUCGUCUGCAUUGGCAGCCGGGCCGUUGAAUUGAGCUGCCCCAAGGGCCACAAAUUCGAUGUGGUCUCCCGUUACUGUACAGCUGAUAAAGACUCCCAGUGCUUUACAGCGGCAACUAGCACACAAGCGACGCCAACUACAACUCUCAGAGUCAGCAAAGAAGAGCAGAAAGUGAACAGCAGCAAGCAAGCUGACCAAUUGAGCGCUCACAAGGCCAUGCCUGAGGAAAUUAGCAACAACAAGUUGUCAUCAAAAUUUUUGUUACAUUAAAAAUAAUAUUCAAUCCGUGUUAUA
Molecule: messenger RNA, 1046 nt
Organism: Drosophila navojoa
Lineage: Eukaryota; Metazoa; Arthropoda; Insecta; Diptera; Drosophilidae
Gene: obst-J
Product: obstructor-J
Cellular component (GO): extracellular region
Molecular function (GO): chitin binding
Source: RefSeq, a predicted model, not a curated record